This is a messenger RNA of Penicillium odoratum, 2223 nucleotides long. Its product is annotated as putative triacylglycerol lipase (LipA). The transcript has 12 exons. NCBI's taxonomy places the organism in Eukaryota, Fungi, Ascomycota, Eurotiomycetes, Eurotiales, Aspergillaceae. Bases 1 to 2223 code for a protein of 740 amino acids. The record is from RefSeq and is a predicted model, not a curated record.
AUGACCAUGAUUCUGUACACGAACUGUACCUUCGGGCUCUAUGGCAAGGUGACCAAGAGUCGCGUUUUCGAAGCAUUUGAAACCUUGUGUGAUGCAGGUGGCUUUCUUCCUUUGUACGUCCGCCAGCAGAACGCAGGAAUUCUCUUCAGUCGACAGGACGAUACGAUACAUAUAAAGUCAUUCGAACUGUCUCCCCGCAACAAGGAAGUGAUAACGACCUUAGGUCGUCUUAAACGCACCUUUCCCGGCCCGGCAAUUGCCAUGGACAUGGAAGCUUUCACUGAACCCAGUCUGCGGAAAUCACUUGCAGAGACUAUUGCGAAAAUGAGCAAUCAAACAUUCCCUGGUACAAAGGCAAAGGCUAAAAAGGCUAGUCAGGAACAUGAUGAAGACAGAGAUUCCACCAAUCCUAAAAUGGUAACAGAGUUCCUUCCAGCAACUCUGUAUCCUCGGUGCUCCGACGUUGACGAGGCAAUUUUUGAACGCAGUUUCUUCGGAGAAUAUCACUGGCUUGCAUACGAUGGUCUUCCGAUCGAGUCCAAUUGGGGGUUGAUAGGCCAUGGUGGGCCGCUAAGUGGUAUGAAGUCCACCAACAUGCUUCCCUUGGCUGUAUGGCUAUUCCUCGCUUCGUUGGUGUGUUGCAACCCGUUUUCUACGAAGACACAUUCCAACAAACCACCAACGGCUACACUUACUUCCGGCAAUGCACACAAUAAAACGAUAUUUGUUGGUCGCACCAUCUCUGAGUUUAACCAGAUUGUGUUCCUGGGUCUCAAAUUCUCCAACGAGCCAGUCCGUUUUACUCCUGCGGAACUGAAGACCGAAUACACGUCCAAAGACAGUGACUCUGGUGCAUUUGAUCUCUCUGCAGCCGGAAUUAAGCCUCGGGCCGGUGAAAUAUACUACAACGCGACUGAGUAUGGGCCCCAAUCUGAUAGUGACGAAUUACUGCCGGUUCUGCUUUGGAUCUUUGGAGGUGGAUGGCAACAAGGUUCUACUGCAGACCCGAGAUACAAUAUGAGCUACAUAAUCCAACAGAGUGCAGAGAAUGGCAAGCCUGUGCUUGGUGUGUCGAUCAACUAUCGACUCGCUGCUUUUGGCUUCCUAGACUCUGAGGAAGUUCGGGCUGAAGGAAACACCAACCUUGCACUUCGAGAUCAGCGUGUUGCCAUGCACUGGGUCAAAAAUAAUAUCAAAGCCUUUGGCGGUGAUCCCGACAAGAUCACUAUCUGGGGCGAGUCUGCAGGCGCUUACAGUGUCGGAGAUCAUCUAGUCACCAACGGCGGGGAUAACGAGGGGCUUUUCAGAGCUGCCAUAAUGGAUUCUGGAAAUGCGGUUGGACCCCCAUACAACGGAACCGAAUGGCACCAACCGAUGUACAACGGCAUUGUCGAGCGAGCAGGAUGUUCGAAUGAAACUAAUACCCUCCAAUGUCUCCGUGAUCUCCCAUAUGAGACUUUCUACAGCAUUGCCUACGCUGGUUUGGAGUGGUUUGCCACUAUCGAUGGUAUCUUCAUCACACAAUAUCCACAAAUAAGCUAUCGCGAGGGCAAAAUUACCCAAGUUCCUAUUCUUCUAGGUACAAACACGGAUGAAGGGACAAGCUUCGGGACCACGGGUGUGAAUACAGAUGAGGAAGCCAUUAAACAACUUAUCUCAUCCAAACGAUGGGUUCUUUCCAGCACGGAAGCCACUGAACUUUUGAGCCUUUACCCUAACAUAUCUGCUAUCGGCUGCCCCUACGGCUGGGGGAAUGUUACCUGGCCAUCUCUCGGUUAUGAGUAUAAGCGCUAUGAGUCCAUCGCUGGAGAUCUGUGCAUGGUAGCACCACGUCGAAUGCUGGCACAUACCAUGUCCGGUUUUGAGAAGAAUGUCUUCUCAUAUCGGUGGGAUGUAGCUGCCGUAAACACUAGCUCAACAAUUGGAGUGCAGCAUUUCGCCGAGAUUCCUUUCGUCUUUGCCAACCCAGUCCAGAAUAUCACCUCCUUGGGAGCAGAUUUACCUGGUCGAUUAGCACUUGGACAGAUGGCCGCACGGAUGUGGACAUCUUUUGCAGCAGAUUUGACACCCAAUGGCCAUGGAAUUCCGAACAUUCCAACCUGGCCUCGUUUUUCAUCCGAAGCCAGCAACUUCGUCUUUCGACUUCCGCGGGACGAGAGCUAUGUUGAAGCAGAUGAUUAUCGUGUAGCGGGAAUUGAUUAUAUAAACAACAUUGCACGGUAG